Arabidopsis arenosa is the source of this 2749-nucleotide messenger RNA. The record is from the annotation of a GenBank genome assembly. Lineage: Eukaryota; Viridiplantae; Streptophyta; Magnoliopsida; Brassicales; Brassicaceae.
CAAUAAAUUUUCGAUCUUCAAAACCCAUAAAUAUCUCUCCUUUAUCUAGCCCGUAAAAACAGGAUUAGAGUUUGAUUCGUAUAAAAGAGAAGAUUUUUAAUCUCCGCCGCAAUCGUCCGAUGUCGAUAACUAUACCCUACCAUGGCUCAAUCUCCGGCGAGUCAUCUCCGUCUCCUCCGCCACCAAAAGCGAACACGAAUAAUCUACCGACGAAGAUUCUCUCUAACUUCCUCAUAGGUCUAAUCAUGAUCCCUGUAGCUGUAACCGCUUUCCUCUUUAUCCUCACGUCUCUCGGUUUCACCUUCUUCUUCGCUUUCUACUGGUUUCUUCAACGAAACUAUCGCCACCGUCUCCGUCGCCAUCGCCGUCACGAAUACUCAGAUGGGUUAUCUCCAAGAUGCGUGAAGAGGCUUCCCCAAUUCAAGUUCCGUGAGCCUACUACAGAGUACGGAAGCGACGAUUGUGUGUCUCGACUUGUCCGAUUUGUAGAGAUAGGGUUUAUAGAUUUGAAGAAGGAAGAAGAUGGAGACCAGAAGAUCAAAAGUUUUUUUUUACUCGAGCUUGAGCUUGAGCUUCUUCUAAUGGAGUUAAGGAAGGACAAGCUUCUUAUGUUUUAUUCAGAGGGGAAAGAACGCAAAGAAGCUAUUUGGGCAGUGAAUGAUCCAAUGAGCAAAUCUUAUAAGCUCUCUUUACCUUCAGCACUUAGACCUGAUAAUCUCUUACCUGGAAAUAGACUUAGAUACACUGAUGCUUCUAAAGCUAGCAACAACAAGUCCAAAUCUUCUAAAGUCUCAUGGUACAAGACAAUUCUUGAUCCAGGAAGUGAGAUUGUCUUGAAAUGGAAUUGGGUCUUCAUUGUCUCGUGUAUGGUUGCUCUCUUCAUCGACCCGUUGUAUUUCUUCGUGCCAGCUAUAGGAGGAGAUAAAAACUAUCCAUGUGCAAGGACCGAUACGAGUUUAAGCAUUCUUGUUACUUUCUUCAGGACAAUUGCGGAUCUUUUCUACUUGCUGCACAUUUUCAUUAAGUUUAGGACUGGUUUCAUUGCGCCUAAUUCAAGUACUAGAGUGUUUGGUAGAGGUGAGCUUGUGAUGGAUCCUAAGGCAAUUGCUUGGAGGUAUCUUAAAUCUGACUUCAUCAUUGAUCUCAUCGCUACGUUACCACUUCCACAGAUAGUUAUCUGGUUUGUUAUAUCGACCACAAAAAGUUACCGGUUUGAUCAUAACAACAAUGCUAUUGCUUUGAUUGUGCUCCUCCAAUACAUCCCAAGAUUCUAUCUGAUAAUUCCGUUAAGUUCUCAAAUCGUUAAAGCGACUGGAGUGGUUACAAAGACUGCGUGGGCUGGAGCUGCUUAUAACCUUUUGCUAUACAUGCUAGCUAGCCAUGUACUUGGUGCUGCGUGGUAUAUAUUAUCGGUCGAUAGAUAUACAUCGUGCUGGAAAUCACGAUGCGACAGAGAACGUGGCCUAGUUAAUUGUCAGCUAUAUUACUUAGACUGUGAUUCAAUGUAUGACGACAAUCAGAUGAAUUGGGCAAAUGUCACAAAAGUGUUUAAACUCUGUGAUGCACGGAAUGGCGAGUUCAAGUAUGGGAUAUUUGGGAACGCAAUCACGAAAAAAGUUGUGUCUUCAAACUUCUUCGAAAGAUAUUUCUACUGUUUGUGGUGGGGAUUGCAGCAGCUUAGUUCUUAUGGGCAGAAUUUGUCCACGACCAUGUUCAUGGGCGAAACCACAUUUGCUGUUCUCAUUGCAAUCUUUGGUCUUGUCCUCUUUGCCCAUCUCAUUGGGAAUAUGCAGACAUAUCUGCAAUCUUUGACUGUACGGCUUGAGGAAUGGAGAUUGAAGAAAAGAGACACUGAGGAGUGGAUGAGACAUCGUCAACUUCCUGAAGAAUUGAGAAACCGUGUGAGACGAUAUGAGCAGUAUAAGUGGCUUGCAACAAGAGGAGUCGAUGAAGAGGUUCUGCUGCAAAGUUUACCCACUGAUCUUCGCCGUGAUAUUCAACGUCACCUUUGUUUAGAUCUUGUUCGAAGAGUCCCAUUUUUCUCUCAAAUGGAUGAUCAGUUGCUCGAUGCGAUAUGUGAGCGCCUGGUUUCUUCUCUGUGUACCGAAGGGACUUACCUUGUACGUGAAGGUGACUUGAUCUCAGAGAUGCUCUUCAUCAUCAGAGGUAGACUCGAGAGUUCCACAACCAAUGGAGGCCGAACCGGUUUCUUCAACUCGAUUAUACUUAGACCUGGAGAUUUCUGCGGGGAAGAACUUCUUUCUUGGGCUUUGCUUCCAAAAUCAACCUUGAAUUUACCAUCUUCUACAAGAACAGUUAGGGCUUUAGUAGAAGUCGAAGCAUUUGCUCUUCGAGCUGAAGAUUUGAAGUUUGUUGCAAAUCAGUUUAGGCGGUUACACAGCAAGAAGCUUCAACAUACUUUCAGAUUCUACUCUCACCAUUGGAGAACUUGGGCUGCUUGCUUCAUACAAGCGGCUUGGCGCAGACGCGGUGUUGCAGCUCAGAGAGUUAAGGAUGUCGAAUUGCCUCGGUUUAAGAAACCUGAAGAGCCUGAUUUCUCUGCUGAGCAUGAUGAUUGACUGAUUUAUAACCAGGAAAAGAAGCUGACUUUAUCUCACAGGAGAUUUUUAUGACAAGAACACUACAGAUUAAGUUUCCUGGUCCUUUGGGAGACAUAAAGGAAGAAACUCAAGGCGGGUUUUGAUUUUGUACACUAAAACAUCUUUUGUAAUAUAAGCUUGGAAAAUUU